GAAGAGAGAGGAAGGAGUUUGUUUUCUUUUGGAUAACCAUUCCUAACUAGUUGUUGUUGUUUCAUCCAUUACAAAAUCGUGUUUUCUUCAAUAAUUGACCGAAGUUGCUGGAAAUUUGUUUUUAUCGUUUUUGAUCGAGACUUUCAAAUUAUUUCGUGAAAAAUCAUGGAUACAAAUAACGCAGAAGAUGAAAUGUACGAUGUUGAAAAAAUAUUGGAUGUACGAGUACGAGAUGGAAAGAAAGAAUACUUCUUGAAAUGGACUGGUUGGGCCAGUUCUUUCAAUUCUUGGGAAAAAGAAGAGAAUGUAAACUGUCCAGAACUGAUUGCGACUUAUGAAGAGAAACAAAGAAGACGGGCAGAUGCUGAAGAAAGGGCCAGACAUGAGCCUAAAGUGAAACCUCUAUUCGGUCCUAAUGAACCAACUGGAUUUGAUGCAGGAUUAACACCUGAAGCAAUCACUGGUGUCACAAAAAUUGGAUCAGAGAUCAUUUAUUUUGUUAAAUGGAAGAACGAGAUUCCACAUGGAAUCAUCCCAAGUCAUGUUGCUGAGCAAAAGUGUCCUCAACUGGUUAUUGAAUACAUGGAAAGAAAUCUUCGAAACAAUAGCCAGAUCAGUGGCUAGACCAACUCAAAUAAUCACUGUUAUUGUGACAACUAAUGGUUGACUGCUCGGAUCACCUUGAAAAUCAAGCCUCUAGACUAUUUUCAUUUGCUUAAGCCUCAUUUUUGUACAUCUGAUUGAUUCAGAUAAAACUAUUGAUAUUUUUCCAAUAGAUCCUCAAUCAAAAUAUUCCUAAAUCAUGAAAGCUUUCAUAAACUGGACAUUUUUUGUACGCUCAAGCAUUAUCGACGUUAUUGAUAUUUUACUUCAUUUGUUGAAUCAAAUUGAUGUUUUUCUGAAAAUUUUUUGGAUGCUCUCAUAAAAAGGUAUCAAAAUUAAAUACAGCAAUUUUAUUCAAAAUUU
Messenger RNA from Tetranychus urticae (two-spotted spider mite), 966 nucleotides. Its product is annotated as chromobox protein homolog 1-like. NCBI's taxonomy places the organism in Eukaryota, Metazoa, Arthropoda, Arachnida, Trombidiformes, Tetranychidae. The record is from RefSeq and is a predicted model, not a curated record. Gene Ontology annotation, cellular component: nucleus.